Cataglyphis hispanica is the source of this 7104-nucleotide messenger RNA. Its product is annotated as GAS2-like protein pickled eggs. The coding region runs from base 618 to 3305 and encodes 895 amino acids. The record is from RefSeq and is a predicted model, not a curated record. Gene Ontology annotation, cellular component: cytoplasm; stress fiber; microtubule plus-end. NCBI's taxonomy places the organism in Eukaryota, Metazoa, Arthropoda, Insecta, Hymenoptera, Formicidae. The transcript is spliced from 8 exons. Gene Ontology annotation, molecular function: actin filament binding; cytoskeletal adaptor activity; microtubule binding. Gene Ontology annotation, biological process: regulation of microtubule polymerization or depolymerization; actin crosslink formation; microtubule bundle formation.
UACUCUGACAGUGUUUAUAUUUACAGUCGUCUCGAUACGUUCUCCGAUCCGUAGCGAUCUCUCGCGGCGUCGCCGCGAAUCAAUUCGAUCCCUCCCCUCUCCUUUCCGCCCGCGGCUCCUCGACCGUUCGCGUUGCGGCGCAUUUAUACGGGCGGCCUGUCUCUAGGCGCCUCAGUCUAUGAUCGAGACGCGACAGCGUGAGUAUGGGGUGCGCGCGCAAUACCCCGCGAGACGUAUCGUACGGCAUUGCGCUUUGAACCGUUUGACGACGAGCAACGAGAAACGACGCGACGGAUUCGUAACGCUUUUCGAGAAGAUAGAGGAGAGAUAAGAAGCACACCUCGGGUCCUCGUCUACAUAUUCCUCGUCACAACACAGUCACUUCGAUAGCGCAAUUCGCGGCGCGAGCGCGCCCGAUACGCGUAUGUCGCCGGGAAAUCCGACCGGCUCCGAGCAUUCGAUUUUCCGCUCGAUGAGUGAAAGAUUGGUCGCGCUAUCGUGAGACGAGAUCGGGAUCCUCGCGGGAUUUUCCGCGAUUGCGGUGAUCCGGUGUUGGGGACUCGGGAAGAAGGAUCUCCUUUGGAUUCGCGAAGCAAAUUUUUCGAAUUGUUGAAAUCAUGUCGGUGCUACUGGAAGGUAGAUCGUACAGGCCGUUCAAGUCCUCGGAGGAAUACCUCGUAGCGAUGAAGGAGGACCUAGCUGAAUGGCUAAAUGCUCUGUAUCCGGAGCUGAGGAUCAAUCUCGACAAUUUUAUGGACCGAUUGGACACCGGCGUUGCUCUAUGUAAACAUGCGAACAACGUGCGGAAAUAUGCGGGCGAUUACGUGGCGCGACGUCAGGCCCGCAAAAUGCCGAUGACACGCUCGAUAACCUCGUUGGCGUUGCCGAUGAGCCAGGUAGGUGAUGUGCCCUACCUGCCAAACGCCAAAGCCGGCACUUUCUUCGCCCGCGACAACGUCUCAAACUUCAUCGACUGGUGCCGCAACAGUCUCGGCAUCAUCGAGUGCCUGCUCUUCGAGACCGAGGACCUGAUAAUGCGUAAGAACGAGCGACACGUGAUAUUAUGCCUGCUGGAGGUGGCGCGUCGCGGCGCCAAGUUCGGCAUGCUCGCGCCGUUGCUGGUCCAGAUGGAGAGGCAGAUUGAUCGCGAGAUCGCCGCCGAGAAUAAGGCGGCGAAUGGCGCCGACAACGAGGAGAGCGACGACGAGUACGAGGAAGAGCCGUGUCUCAUAUACGGACCUCAGCCGCAGAUCAUCACGAACGAUCUCAAGACCCUCCACGAAUUGGUUCGCGAUAUCGUGGAGGAAUGCACAUGUCCGACGCAGUUUCCGAUGAUUCACGUAGCUGAGGGCAAGUAUCGGAUCGGCGACACCAAGGUCACGAUCUACGUCCGGGUCCUACGUAGUCACGUGAUGGUCCGUGUCGGUGGUGGAUGGGACACACUCAGUCAUUAUUUAGAAAAACACGAUCCGUGCCGAUGCAGGAACUCGCAUCGCUCGAUGGUCUCAGCGAAGCUCAUUCAAAAGGCCGGCGGAUCCUUCGACCUGGGCAACACGCAGGUGCAUUAUGAACGAUCAUCACCUCCGAGAACCCGGCGGAGUUCCGCGUCGAGCGUCGGUUCGGUGCAGAAUCUACAAUCGGCGCAGCUGCACGCACCACCCAGAAGCAUUUCCAGCAAUCGCUCGCGAUCGCCCACACCUCACCGGCCGACGACCGGCAGCAAGCAACAACAACAACAACAACAGCAUCAGCUGCAAUCGUGCGACGAGCUGAAGAAGCGCUCGAGGAGCCCAACGCCGCAUAGGAAACUGUUGGCGAGCCCGAAUCAGCAUCAGGCCGAUUUGACGAAACAGAGAUCGAGGUCGCCGACGCCUAGGGCGAAUCUGAGAUCGAGAAGUCCGACGCCGCGGAAGAAUAUAGAUUCGUUCAAAAGAAACGAGGAGGCGCGAUCGCCAACUUAUCACGGAAAACUUCAAGAAAAUAGCCGAGAGAGCGGUCUUAAAGUACCGGGCGAGUUUACGAAACGAUACAUCGUGGAGGGUGGCGUGGCGCGUCGUGCCGUCGAGAAAGACGACACGCCGAAGUACGAGCCGUCCAUCUACAACUACAAGUGCAGCGAGGACUCGAGCGGCAGUCGAAGCCCCACGCCGAGUAAAGAGGAACAACCACCCAUCGAGACUUUCGGCAAGGACACCACGGCCAACACCCAGAAGUCGCCGCACGGCGAUGGAGAGCACUCGGACAACUGUAGCGAGGUGUCCGACGAGGGUUACCGGAGCCUCGGUGCCGUCCAAUCGUCCACGGCCAACGGCAAUUCCGCCAGUACGCAGAGCUCGCCCACGGUUGCCGAUUGUCAAAAGCAACCACCAAAAACAGAGUCCGAGGAAAGAUCUGGCGUGGAAACCGAUAGUAUCGAGACCGGGCUGCGCAAGGUAAUUCGAAAGGAUAGGCUGGCGAGUCCUUUACGAGUCUCGUCCCCGUCCAGGAGCAUGGCGUCCUCGUCGACUGGCGACAGGACGCCACGCGCCGGUUCUGUCGUGCGAGAGAACAGCAAUCUAUCCAAGACGUCGUCCGGCAGUAAGACGCCCAAGGACAGCAAUUCUAGCCCGGAGGGUAGCCCGCUAAACCGAGGUGGUUCGAUACGCAGGGGCAACGGAAGCUACGGAACGGUACGCAAGUCAACGCCGACCGGAAGUCUGAGCAAAGCGUUGUCGCCGAUACCGAUAUCCAAUUCCACGAAAACAUCCGUCGGCGGUAGUGCCACGUGGAACGGUCGACAGACUAAGCGGCGAGCGAGUAUUCAGACAGACACCUUCCUGGAUCCGAGAUCGACGCCGGUCACGUGCACCUCGACGCCGAGUUUCUCGCGAAAGAGUCCAGGCAGGCAGAGUCUGCAGUCACGGCCGAAUCUCAACGGCGGGAUUCAAUACGAUAGGAACGGCAGGAGGAUCAGAGGGUCUGCUACGGGCACCGCUUCCCUUCAAUCGUCGCCUACCAAGGUAACGAAUCCGUUGCUCGAUCAAAUUUUGCAAAAACUGGGCGACUUGAAGGACGAGCGUCAAAUGGUGCAGAAGCUGCAAGGCCUUCUCAGGGACUAUCAGGCUAGUUCGACCGAUGGUGCCGCGAAUAUGGAUUUCGCGAAAAUGUGGGUGGACAGUAACGGGACGAUGACUGUGCCCCAGGACCUUCAGGUAUCAGUUACUCCCCGAAAAGAUCCCAAACCCCAGGAAGGUUGCUCGAGGAUACCAGUGCCUCGUACUGUCUCUUAUAAAAGACCCAUGUCUGUAGCGUCGGACAGCGUUUGAGAAUGGUUUUUCUUUUUUCAUCGAGUUUUGAGAAUCAAGGUAUAUUCUAGGGUAACCUUCCUGUGUUAAGCUAAGUUAGGCUGAUCGGGUCAGUGCUGGCGUAGCGAGAGCAACUAUGCGCGAAUAAUCGCGUUUUUUUCACUAUGCUUGAUUCUUGAUUCGAUUUAAUAGAUAAGUCGGACGUCUUAAUCAUGAUAGAAGAUAGGAGUGUAUAUAUUUUAUAGUUGACUUGAAAAUAUGUUUUAUAAUUGACUUAAAAAAAAAAAAUAGUAUUUAAAGAAGGACUGAAAGAGAAGAGAUCGUAGUUUAAAAAGUACAGAUUUUUAGAGGCGAAGAAAAAAAAUUGAAAGAGUCCAUGAUAAUAAAUAUUGAAUUAUUUCAAAAGGUUUACUUUUUGGAAUAAAAUUUUUAUUUUUAGAGAGUAUUGUAAAAAGUAUCUUUCGUAAAAUUAAAAAUGGAUUGCUAAAGUAAAAUCUUUAAUUUAUUUUAGUUACUAUUUUUUAGAUUUUCUUUCAAUAUUGAAAGAAAGGCACUCUUUAAGAUCCUCUCUUCUAAAUAUUUCAAAAAUUUACAAAAUUUACGAAUUAAUUGCUUUUAUAAGUUUGAAGUUUAGAACUGCUCGAAAAACAUUUAUAAGUUCUAAUACUUGAAAUUUUAAAAGUUUUAGAGAAAUUAUAUUUUAUUUGAAUUUUUAGGAUCUACCGAAUUUUUAGGAAAUACCGAAAAAUUCAAAUUCUACAUGAAAUGUUUUGUAUUGUUUAAAUGUUUGUUUUGCUAUCGUGUAUGUUAUCAUCAUGGCAAACAGUUCGACGCUUGGACUAUUGCUUUCUAUUUCUGCUCUUCGCCUACGCCUUCAACAACCAUCAUUGUAGAUCGAAGACGUCCGACUAGAGAGUAACUUAACGGGCCUUAACGGUACGGGGUCAAUCAGUUAGUAGCUCUUAGUAGUCACGUAUCGGGGUGGUGCUUAGAUGGUGCUGAAGAAUGAGAUGACGUUUACGAUAGACAACAAAGUAAAAGAGAGAAAAGGAAAGGAAACUCGUUCCGUGGACAAGUUUUCAAUUCAUUAAUACGGAAUGAAAAGUGUGCAAUUAAAUGCGGCGAGUCUCGCAUUAAUGGCUUCCCAAUCCUUUACUCCCAAUCGAUUUACUUCCAAUCAUUUAGUUCAUCACUCUAUACAUUCGUCAAUAUUGCUAAGGUCGAAAUAAUAAACUUUAAAUUACCAUGGAAAUUUAUUUAAAAAAUUUGUUUAAUUACUUUUAUCUCGUGGACAUAUUGUGAUAUUUUUUUAUCAAAAUUAUGUACAUAAAGUUUCCUUAAGUUUUUAAAUCUUUCGAUAUAUAUAAAUGCUAUUUAUAUAUUUUUAUUCGUGAUUUGACGAGCAUGGUACUUUAAGAAUUAAUACCGUCAAUGAUGUACAGAUUUUCAAGAUCACAUAUCGUGGAAAAGAGGAGACCGUCGCAAUUGCAUACUCAAUCGUUGCCGAUCGGUAAAACGCCUAAUCAUUUUUAUUUAAUUAUAUAGUUUAUCGGUUAUAUUUAUCGAUGAGAUAAUUUAUUUAUACGUUACGGCUUCGCCACGAAAGAGGGGAAAAAAAGGAGUGAAAAAGAAUACGAAAAAUACGGGAGGAAGAAUUGAUUAAAAAUUAAGAAGCGAAUAAAAACGAGAGGAUCUCACACGUUUGAAUCCAUCGGAUAUAUAAAAUCAAACGCCCCCUUCUCCCCGCCUCGUUUCCACCAACCUGAAACAGACUGCAUUGUGUAGUGUAGAUAAUGCCAUUCCAGUGUUUAACUGUUUUUUAUACGAAACGCGAGCGUAGCGCCAAAUUUUGUACCAAGUGUCUUAGUAACGGAUUAAGGCGAAGAGAAAAAGGAUUUAUUUUGUCGACGCGACUAGCAUGCGAAAGAGGGAUAUUUUUUAGUACCGUGGUUAGAUAGUAAACGGUCAAUAUACGACGGCCUGAGUAAGAGCGUUUGACGAAUAUUCGUACGACGAUGAUGUUGCCGAUCGAUCGCCUCCUUCUCCGUUGAUUUUUCGUCGCCGAAAUUUUCAGGAGUCUUCUUUAAUUCGCAAACUCGUUGUACGCAUAUUAUACGGCCAUCGUGUAGGAAAUAUGCGAAAAUCGUGACGAAUCUUCUGAUGUAAAAAGCGAGGAUUAGUCGCGAUGAGAACUCCUUGCCUUAUUCGGAAUUCGAACAAUUUCCUACAUCUUACGCGUAUAAUAUCGUCGUGUUUUCUACACACACACACACACACACACACACACACACACACACACACACACACACACACACACACACACACACACACACACACACACACAAAUUAUAUAAAAUUAUAUACAUUGCCUGUAAAUAUAUCCGUGAGCAGUUUCGGCGAAAAAUCUUUUAUUCUGCUCAUUGCAAUUAAAUUAAUCUCUAGUCUAGACGGCCAUGUAUACGUUACGGUGUGUAUCAUUUAUUUUACUCCGAGAUGGAAGUUUGCGAUGACGUUUAAAUAAAUGCACACGAAACAGAUGGCCGAGAAAACACGACGGAUUUGCUACUGAAGUUCGGUGCUGCGCAAACAUGGCGUUUUAUAUCUUCUGUAAAUACAUAUAACGAAUACGUUGUUAUAGAAGCAUAUCUUCGUUUUUAUCACGUAAAGCAUGUUCUAUUGAGUUAAGCUAAGUUGACUUAACCCUUCGAUAAUCAUUGCGAUUAACACGGGUUAUUUGUUAUGUCUCAUUAGUUUACGAUACAAUGCGUAUUUUUAUAUUUGGGCUUUUCAUCGUAAUAUAAAAAAUAUUAGUGUAUAGUGGGUGAAGAAAAUGUUUUGAAAAUUAUCACGUGAAUUCUCAAAACAGAGUCACUUGAAAAAAAAAAAAAAAUACGAAUAAUCGAUAUUACAUUGACAAAAUUUUUGUCUUUGCCCGUCAUUGAAGGGUUAAGUAUGUCGAGAUACUAAAUCGCCAAACAUCAGCCUCAGAGAAAAUCGGAGAUGGAUCUCAUUCGAGAGAUAUCACAUAUCGCAUGAUCGCACGAUGCGCAUAACCACAGAAUAUUUCUCCAGAGCAUACAGAAUUCAACUGAGCAUUAUAUAUAUUUUUAAAUCAUUUUUUCUGUAAAAUAUCAUUGAGACAUUAUUUUAAUCGAUAAUAGUAUCAUCAUUUAUUAACUUUCCCGAGACAGAAUAAGUACACAUUCAUGAGUGGAGUUACACGUAAAUGUUUGUAUCCAUAUUUCGAAAAGUUGCAUGAAGUUGCAACGGAAUUAAAUGUUGAGAAAAAAAAAAAAGUAUCGUUAUUUUGAAUGCAACACGAUUGUUCAAACUCUGUAUUUUUCUGGGAAAAUAUUGCGCUCGGUUUCGCUUUUCUUAACAGUCAUAGUAUCGCAACAACGUUCGCUACCAGAACGAUCUGGUAGCGAAAGAUAAGAGAAAUAUUAGUUCUCCCGUUAGAGUGCGCGUUAAUUUAGGCGCCGGGCGGCUAAUUCUUAGGCCUAAGCUUUUGUAACCCCAACGAUAUCACGGCCGUGCGUUAAUGAUUAAGCAAUAUCGACGAUUUACCAAUAUUAAUAUUAUUAUUACAAUAUUAUUAAUACAAUAUUAUAGCUAUAUUAUUGCUACGAUGAUAAUGAUAAUUAUUAUCUAUUAUAUUAUAUUAUUACGAGAUUAUUAUUACCAUCAAGAGAAUAAUGCAGAUUAAUUGCUAUGAUUAUUAUACGCAACGUUGCCUAUGUUAUGUUAUCAUUUUAUCUACGAACAGUUGUAAAUUGACCAAAAACUAUAUAAAAAGAUUAAUAAAAGGCCUUAACAAGAA